AUGGUGAAACUCAGCUGCCCGUUUCCCGGAUGCCAAUCAAGUAUUGUCGGUUUCGAGGCUGAUCACAGCACGGUAUUGCCCGUAGAUGUUUACAAGAAAUUUAAGAUCAUGCUUCCUUCUGAAAACACGACCGUUGAUGGACAGUUUUCGGUAUAUGGAGACAUCUGGGAUUUCGACAAUGUAGGAGUCUCCAGAGCGGUUCCAGACAGUGUUUUGGGUUCUGACAAUGAGCAAGCGGCCUCAAAGUGGGUGUUUACGUGGAAGGAAAACUCCUACAUGUUGGGAAAACUAACAAAGUACUUGAUAUGUGCAGAUUGCGACCGCGGGCCCCUGGGGAUGGUUUGCGAGACUAUGAGAGAUGGGCAGUCCGUCACACUGAACUUUUUAAGCCUGGCAAGCGUCAGAAGGGUCGAAGAACCUUGA
Messenger RNA from Lachancea dasiensis, 423 nucleotides. The record is from the annotation of a GenBank genome assembly. NCBI's taxonomy places the organism in Eukaryota, Fungi, Ascomycota, Saccharomycetes, Saccharomycetales, Saccharomycetaceae.